Eucalyptus grandis is the source of this 792-nucleotide messenger RNA. Its product is annotated as protein RADIALIS-like 6. Lineage: Eukaryota; Viridiplantae; Streptophyta; Magnoliopsida; Myrtales; Myrtaceae. The transcript is spliced from 3 exons. Gene Ontology annotation, molecular function: DNA-binding transcription factor activity. The record is from RefSeq and is a predicted model, not a curated record. The coding region runs from base 243 to 536 and encodes 97 amino acids.
CGAAAGAUUCAUGUUUGAUGACAGACAUGUUUGGCGAUAGAAAGCGGAAGACUUUAAUUGGAAGCAACUGAAACUGACCAUCCCACGUACGUCCCGAAAAAAGGUUGUCCCCCAACUUGCACCGCCCAUUUACUGUUCCUCUCCUCAUCGUGACUUGACUCAGAGCCCUUCCAUAUCCCAUUUCCUUGUUUGCUUCCCUGGCUUCCAAGCUAACAGCACAAACCCUUCAUUCUAUCAUCCUAAUGGCAUCGAAUCCAGCUCUUUUGACCUGCCCCGGAUCGACUUGGACUGCCGAGAAGAACAAGCUGUUCGAGGACGCCCUCGCGGUAUAUGAAGAGGGCACGCUGGAUCGAUGGCAGAGAAUCGCGAAUGCUGUUGGUGGGAAGACAUCUGUGGAGGAAGUGAAGAAGCACUAUGAGAUCCUCCAACACGACAUCGACCUCAUCGAGUCGGACAAAGUUCCCCUUCCGCAGUACAAGACAUCCGAGGACAAGCUUGGCAACCAACACAUGAGCUUGAAGCAUUCGAACUUGUGACUCGAGAAGGAAGAGAUAGGCGUGGCGAGGACGCGUCGCACGUAUCUUUCGCCUAGGAUGAUUCGCCAAUCGGAGCUGCACUUGUGUAGAUGGUUUUGUCCACUAGGUGUUCCGAUUUGUUCUACUUCUUUCGAUCUUUUCCCAUCCUCCUAAUCCCUCAGCAUUUGUGCUAAGGAUCAUAGGAACGGCAUAGCUCUCUGUGUUCAUUAAACUAUGAAACUGAUGAAGAUCACGAAUUUCUGCUAUAGUUUAUUGA